AAUUGAUGGAAAAUUAAUCAUGCUAUAUAGUAUGAACAUUUAUGAUCCAAAUAGGAUUGGCCAGUGUGCAUGACAGUGUAGACAUAAAAAAAAUAAAAGCAAAAAGCAAGUGUCUCUCUCCAAUAUAUACUACUUUUAUCCACAUAUAGUGUGAAGAAUCAAGUAAUUGAAAUUCCUUAACCAACCAAACAAACAAAGGGAGUGGGAAAGUACUCUGGAAACUGCAAUGGAAGGAAGAAGCAAGAAGGAGGCAUACUUUUGUGACAGAGGAAGCAUCUUCUCUUGUGCUGCAGAGGCACCUCCUAGUCCAAGCACUCCGCUUCAGCAUCCACAUGAGAAGAAACAGGUAUCUGUUGAGGAAGAAGAGGAAGAAAAUAAGGAGUCAAAGCAUGGUGCUGUAUUGGAUCUAAAUGUUUCAGGUGAUGAUUCUUGCAGUGCAGAAGCACUAGAACUGAAUCUCAUAACCUGUUUGGAUGUGGGGUCAUCAUCCAUUAGUGGCAAUUCUUCUUCAGAAGUCCCUCUUGCUUCUGAUGCUGCUGAGCCAAGAGUCUUCUCUUGCAACUACUGCCACAGAAAGUUCUACAGUUCACAAGCACUUGGUGGGCACCAAAAUGCACACAAGAGGGAGAGGUCAAUAGCAAAGAGAGGGCACAGGUUUGGAUCACAGAUAAUGGCCUUUGGCCUUCCCUUACUGCAUAAUAACACCCACUAUGCAAGCAUGGCUUCCCUACCCCUUUAUGGUGCUACCAAUAGUAGAGGAGGACCUCUUGGAAUUCAAGCACACUCCAUGAUCCAAAAGCCCUCUCAUCACCAUCAUCAUCAUCAUCAUCAUCAUGUGACUGGAUUUGGAAACUCUUAUGCACACCACCAUGGUUGGUCAAGACCCGUCAUUGACCAACAACCUGGAAUAGCAAAACUACCGGUGGCUGAUUUUCACAGAACAAAAUCAGCAUUUUCAUCAUCACAAACAAGUGUUGGUAGGUUUGAAAUGGCUAACACCCUGAUGAAUUCUUCAGCCAAUAAGGAAAUCGGUGGAUGUGUGGCCGGUGCUGAAACUCGUUUGAAGAGCAAUAAUCAAGAAGAAAUGAAGCACCUUGAUUUAUCCCUCAAGCUCUAAAACAAAGUUUACCAAUUUCAGCUGCAAACUUCAAGAUUUUUGAACUCUCAGCAACCACAUCAUGGCCACACCUGUGACUAGAUCGGUGGUUAAAUUUGUCCAGAAUUCAAGAUCCAAACCAGGACUCUGAACAUUAUUGGCUUGGCUUAUAUCUAUAUAUAGUUAAGAUUAGUAUAGUUAAGAUUUUGGCAAUUUUAUUUUUUCCCCAGUGUGAAAUAACAUUUGUGUAAAUUUGUUUAUGGGAGGAUCAAAGUUCUUUUCUUGUAAAUGACUUGAGAAUCAUUCAACUCCAGUUAGGUGUUUUUAUUGAGUUGAAAUUUUAAAGUUUGUUGAUGAGUC
Molecule: messenger RNA, 1456 nt
Organism: Vigna angularis (adzuki bean)
Lineage: Eukaryota; Viridiplantae; Streptophyta; Magnoliopsida; Fabales; Fabaceae
Product: zinc finger protein 1
Exons: 1
Coding region: 227-1117 (296 amino acids)
Biological process (GO): negative regulation of abscisic acid-activated signaling pathway
Source: RefSeq, a predicted model, not a curated record